Molecule: messenger RNA, 11299 nt
Organism: Pocillopora meandrina
Lineage: Eukaryota; Metazoa; Cnidaria; Anthozoa; Scleractinia; Pocilloporidae
Source: the annotation of a GenBank genome assembly
AUGGCUGUUGUACGGUUGUGUAUUUUAGCGCUGUUUGUGGCUUCCACAAAAAGUAGCAGUAUGUAUAACAUGUAUUCCAACAUGAUCAUGCUCGAUACCAAAGGAAAUUACAAUGUUUCCUACAACUACAAUGAGUCUACGGACACACUGGAGUUUAUGGUGCAAGUAAGAACCGCAGGUUGGGUUGGUUUCGGUGUUGCUGAAGUAGCACCAAAUAAUAUGAGUAACUAUGAUGUGGCAAUAGGAGGAGUGAAAGAUGACGGAACAAGCUAUCUGCAGGUAGGUCGGAAUAACAAAACUUUAAACUAUCUAAAAAUAAAGGAAAAAAACCGCGAGUUCGAUAUAACAUUUUAUGUCACGCAUGUUACGUUUUUUGUCUGAUUUCUUUUAUAAUCCCUUUAACGAUAGGACGCUUUAAUUUCUGAUUGCAAAAAUGUUUAAAAUUAUAAUAAAAAAUUUAAAUUACAAAGUUUAGUAAGGAUACGGAUUCCAGUCUCUUAAUUUAGAGAGAAACGACAUGUUUAUUGUUUAUAGAAAACAGCUUAGACCAUUUGAGUAUUAGUAUACUCAAAUAUUGUUGUUUGACAAAUUUCGUCUUUUAUCAAUAGUGUUUAAUCCUAUUUUUAUUUUUUAGCUUCAGCUUCGUUUUUUUUCCACAUUCGGUUGAAGAUAAAUUAAAGCCGGGUAUACAAGGUUUUAAAAAAAAUUUUUUUUUUUCGGUAGAAAAAUUAAGAUAAAACUCUAUCAUUGCGUGUGUCGAAUGACGUAACUUAUUCAAAUUACCAUGAUUCAGUAAAAUCGCCUCAGGCAUUGAAUAUUCAUUAGAUUACAAGAAGUUUCAUAUCCGAAUAAAGCCGCUAGGUAAUUGCACUUAAUUUUUGCCGAUCGUUCAAACAUCAUCGAAUUAACUGUGCAGUCUUGUUGAAUGCCAGAAACGUAAGGGGAACCGUUUUGGCAUUCAGAGCCUGUUUUAGCGCUUUUUCUGAGAUUCACAAACGUUUCCUAUUGCGGGAACAAAUAGUUAGCGAAGAAACGAAGAAUAUCAGUGAUGUGAGAGAUAUCUCUUUCCGGCACAUUAUCCUGCACGCUCGAAAGACUUUGGAAUGUCGUCAAAACCUACAAUCGUUAUUUUAUUGUAUUUUGAAAUGACUGAUCAUUUCCGAUAUAUUUUUGACCACCAUCUUCAUCACAAAUAUCCUACUUGUUAUUAUAAUGUUUGGAGCAUUACCAUGACAACCUUCAAAAUGCUUACGCUGAGUCAUCACACAACUGCAAUUACAAAACAAACGACAAAGCCGUGCAUAUGUAGAGUGGGCUGUCAUGUAGAUUCAACUUUGGCUGGCAAAGAGAAAAACGAUUAAUAAAAUAAACCUUCAUUGCUUGUUAUCUCGCUUAAUAGUAGUUACCUAAUGUCCUCAGAACACGAAAAUUUGAACUUGGCUUGGAAAUUUCAUUAAAACAAGUGUAACGCAUGUUUACUUCCCAUGAGAAAAGAUUUUCGCAUGAAACUCCAACAUUUUUAAUGAUGGAUUUGUUAAAUGCGUAAACAAUGCAUGACUUUAAGAAUCGUGUCUUCGCCUAGAAGGGACUGAAAUUUUAAUUAAAAUAACCCCUGAGGGUUGUGACGUCAAAAAGUCGUAUUGUAGAUAUUCUCUUGAUAAGCAUACCGUAUUUUUAGUUUCAUACAAAAAAAAACAUAAGCAAGGAGUUUUAUUGAUACCCUUCCUUGAUUGUUGAACUUUUAUUGACAAUCAUCUACGUAAUUUUCAGUUCAGUUAAUUUAUAGUUUUCAGAGUUUUUAAUCCCUGUUUAUCACUUUACAUUGAACAUAGAGUAAAACUAAUUUGAAGCUCGGAGUUCAAGUUGUGUUUUCCAAUUACACCUGUUGUAAAUGGACAAGAAAAUUCGUGUAAUGCUCAACAACUCAUGAUCUGUGCCAAAAGCGUUUCGAUCACCUUAACCAGGUGACAGCAUUAUUCAAUUAUCGUUCUUUAGUAAAAAAUGUUUUGAAGAAAGCGAUCCGUCUAACUACAGCUAUCUGCAUUUUAUUUUCAUUUUUUUGUUAUAUUACAAAGCUUUGAAGCUUUAGAGGUUCUUCGGCGUAUCACUGAUGUCCUCUGGUUUUGCUUGAGGUCAGAUAACAAAUUGAUGAAAUAUGAAACAAGUUGUGCGUUACCUGUGGAUGACAAAACAAAGUGCAUAGAAAACAACUGCAGAUAAAUUGAGGCCGCAAAAAUAAUCCAAGCAUAGAAGGACUGAAGUUUAACUCGUACACCGUGCUUCCUAGGCCUAAAUACCCGCAUACAGUUGUGGCGCAACCUUUAAAAGUUCGUCAAUUUAAUGUGUGUGUGCACUAUAGUUUUUUCUCUUAAUUACUCAAAUGUGUAUCGAGAAAACCGUUUUCAGGGCUCAUCCUCUACUAAGCGAUCAUUUUCAAAGUUCUAAUCCCAUUUAAUUUGUAUGAAUUACACUCCUUUCAGCGGUCACAGUAACCCCUUUGAAGGAAGGAUAAAUGAAAUUGAUAGAAGAAACGAGCAAUAGAACUUGUCAAUCGAAAUUAAAAGUUUCCUCGAGUGACGUUACUUCCGGAUUCUGCUAAACAUAGAAUAAGCCGUCGUGCUGAAGCUCGGUAUUAUCGAGUCAUACAUGACACAGAGAAGUUGAGGCAUGAAAUGCGGAGUUGUUUCUACCGACAUGAAAAACUCAACUCAACUUGCAAGAGACCGUUAGGAAAGAAUUGCUAUGUUAUAUAAAAGACAAAUUAAUUUGCUACAUUUCGGUGAUAGAGGUGUUUACAUUAAGCUGGAUAAAUUAAAAAUGGCGCUUUCUCCCUGUAAACGGAGCAAGAGUUUCAGUUCUCAUCAGAGAAAGGAUGAAAAGAAAUUUUUUGUUUUCGGUACGGAUUAUAGAGUAAAUGGUAGGUCUAAACGCAGAAACAAAGUUGCAUUAGAUUUUUUUUAAUUCAUCUAUUAGGAACAAGGCAUGAUCUGUUAUAAUUCUCAAACCAAGAGAUAAAUCUGUAUUCGAUAGCCUCACCAUUUACAAAUGAUGUGGACAAUAUGAGGGGCUAAGUGGGAAUACUUCGUACUAUUUGAUUUUGUUACCUUUGCCCUCUACAUAAUUUAAAUUUGAAGAUAUUUGUCAGCUAAUUACAGUGUUAGAGCUACUUCAGAGUACUUUAAAAAGAACUCGCUGUGAGUAAAAUGAUACUUAUCCAAACUGAGAUUUUCAAGUUUUAUAAAAGAAAUGUAAAAUGGCUUCCGUGUUUACAUAGCCUGAUGUAAACACACGGGAGGUUGGGAGAACAUGAGAUAAGCGUAGGAAACCACGACGCGAAGCGAAGUAAGUAACUUUUGGUUAAUUUUUCCUGCCCUGGGUUUAUCUAAUUCCAAGCUGGAAUUUCAUCAGAGAAAUCCAACACCAGAGAGAAUUUUUACCUUAAUGUCUAGAAAAUAAAUGUACAACAGUUACGAUUUUUUAAAAGUAACGUAUUCCCUUCAUUUAAUUUCUUCCAGGACUAUCUGACAGUUGGCCGGAAAUUACCACAACUAGAUACUCAGCAAGAUUGGAUGCUCAUGAACGCUACGGAGGAAAAUAACAUUACAACGAUAAAGUUUUACCGCAUGAGAAACACCACUGAUCUACAAAAUGAUACCGCUAUUCCGGUACGAUUGUUCGUUACGAUGUUCCUCAGUAAAGUUAAAAUGGUGUUAACUGUUAGCUAAACGACCAAAGUUUAUCUCCUUUCCAUAAAAGCGUUAAAAGAACGCUAUCAUUGCUGGUUUUUUUUUCAUGAAAUAUGUUUCUUGAUAUUGUUUCCAAUUUGUUCCAUGUACCAAAAACGUGCCAAAAAAGUUUGUAGAAAAGCAGGAACAAGGGUGUGGGUAGCCCAGCGAAACAACAAGGUUCCGACCCGCUAUCUUGAAAGUGCAGAACAUUAUCAUGACGCCAAUCGAAAUCCUCAUAACAUUCAACACUAUCUAAUACCCUGAUCUUGAUCAGCAAUAAAAUAUAUUUUCAGCAUUUCUUUUAUAUUUUCAUUGGCUAUUCUUUGACCACUUUCAGAAAGGAAUGCCAAUUUAUAUCGUGUGGGCAUAUCAUCCUAUGAGCGACGAGCUUAAACACCAUGGAAAUGACUAUAGAGGGGUUUACAGUGUCACACUUAUCCCGGCUAUCGCUCCAACGCCGACUAUGAUGAUGGUACCAUCCACAGCUGUAGUCCAGCCAGUGCUACAUUCCGACCUUAUCAUGCUUGAUGGCAAAGGAAAUUACAAUGUUUCCUAUUAUUAUAACGCAAACUCAGACAAAUUGGAGUUUAUGGUGCAAGUAAGAACCACAGGUUGGGUUGGUUUCGGUGUUGCCGAAGUAGCUCCAAAUAAUAUGAGUUACUAUGAUGUGGCAAUAGGAGGAGUGAGAGAUAACGGAACAAGCUAUCUGCAGGUACGUAAGAAUUGGCAAAUUUGUAUCCAGCAAAAUUGCAGGUACUCAUCAUGACAAAACUUGACGUAAGUCCGACCGAUUUAAAAUUUUAUUGCGAUAACUGCAUCGAAGUGGUAAUACCCUUUGCCUCGAUUUCUUCCAGGACUAUCUUACAGUUGGCCGCACGCUACCCCGACUAGAUACCCAACAAGAUUGGAUGCUCAUGAACGCGAGUGAAGCGAACAAUGUGACGACGUUGAAAUUUUACCGCAUGCGAAACACCACUGACCUUCAAAAUGAUACCGCUAUUCCGGUAAGAGUCUAACUGACUUUAAAUCACCUCUGAAAAUUGUGUCGUUCGUGGUCGUGAAAGAAAGUGUAAAAGAACACUGUCAUAACCCUUUAUUAAAGUACUCGAAGAUCCUAUCUUUUCAUGUUACUCAAGGUUUGCUGACGACAGUGUCUCCGGGUCCCAAUGUACCAAAGACAUGGUGCAAACACUGAAAAGUGAUGAAAGGGAAGGGUAUGGGUAGAUAUGGCCCGUAUUUUCACCUUUCGUGAUAUCACUAUAAAGGGGACAACAACACUCCAAAAAGAAUCCUGCCUCCGUCGUGGGUGUAAAGUUUCUAGUAUUGCUAAUCAAUUGACCCAAAUAACACUACCUGAUGAUACCCUGGUUUAUGCAGCACAAAUUGAUUGUGAAUAUUGUUACUCCUCUUACUCAAACCCCGAUUUGUCAAAUCCCCUCAACAUUCCUGAUGCGACCCUAGCCCUUUGGCGGUAUCCGCUCUGAUAGUCGAUGGGCUUAACGCAACGACCGAUCGGUCUCCAACGCAGACCUCUCGACUCGCCAGCCAGCGUAUUUAACACUAACCGACCGCUUUUCCCUCGUUCUCGUUGAUGCACCAUAUGUCAGACACCUUUUUGAUAUCGAACGAGUGCCAAAGAUUUUCCGUUUAUUCAUGGUUAUUAAGCCAAAAUAGAGAUUAUUCAUUUUUAAUCUCGCUGCAAUGCUUCAUAACUCAACACAACGCAAGGAAUUUAGAUUACAUUAGAUAAUCCUUUUUUAUGAAAAAUCAAUAUUUCCAUCAGUAUUUCCUGUGUUACUUUAAAAUGAUAGCAGCCCGCAUGUAUGAGUAUACAUUGGUUUGUAUUUAUCUCUUCCAGAAAGGAAUGCCAAUUUAUAUCGUGUGGGCAUAUCAUCCUAUGAGCGACGAGCUUAAACACCAUGGAAAUGACUAUAGAGGGGUUUACAGUGUCACACUCAUCCCGGCUAUCGCUCCAACGCCGACUAUGAUGAUGGUACCAUCCACAGCUGUAGUCCAGCCAGUGCUACAUUCCGACCUUAUCAUGCUUGAUGGCAAAGGAAAUUACAAUGUUUCCUAUUAUUAUAACGCAAACUCAGACAAAUUGGAGUUUAUGGUACAAGUGAGAACCACAGGUUGGGUUGGUUUCGGUGUUGCCGAAGUAGCUCCAAAUAAUAUGAGUUACUAUGAUGUGGCAAUAGGAGGAGUGAGAGAUAACGGAACAAGCUAUCUGCAGGUACGUAAGAAUUGGCAAAUUUGUAUCCAGCAAAAUUGCAGGUACUCAUCAUGACAAAACUUGACGUAAGUCCGACCGAUUUAAAAUUUUAUUGCGAUGACUGCAUCGAAGUGGUAAUACCCUUUGCCUCGAUUUCUUCCAGGACUAUCUUACAGUUGGCCGCACGCUACCCCGACUAGAUACCCAACAAGAUUGGAUGCUCAUGAACGCGAGUGAAGCGAACAAUGUGACGACGUUGAAAUUUUACCGCAUGCGAAACACCACUGACCUUCAAAAUGAUACCGCUAUUCCGGUAAGAGUCUAACUGACUUUAAAUCACCUCUGAAAAUUGUGUCGUUCGUGGUCGUGAAAGGAAGUGUAAAAGAACACUGUCAUGUUCCUUCAUCAAAAAUUGCUCGAAGAUCCUGUCUUUUCAUGUUAUUCUAGGUUUGCCAACGAUAGUGUCUCCAGGUCUCAAUGUACCAACGACAUGGUGCAAACACUAAAAAGUGAUGUAAAGCAAGGGUAUGGGUAGAUAUAGCCCGUACUUUCACCUUUAGUAAUAUCUUUAUUAGGGGGACAAUAACACUCCAAUUAAGAAGAAUCCCGCCUCCGUCGUGGAUGUGAAGGGUCUAGUACUGCUGAUCAAUUGACUCAAAUAAAGCUGCUUGAUAAUACGAUAGUUACUGCAGCACAAAUUGAUUGUGAAUAUUGUUACUCCUUCUACUCAAACCCCGAUUUGUCAAAUCCCCCCCCCCCCCCCCCAAUUUUCUGAUGCGAUCCUACCUCUUUGAUGGUAUCCGCUCUGAUAAUCGUGGGCUUAACGCAACGACCGAUCGGUCUUCAACGCAGACCUCUCGAUUCGCAGGCCAGGGUAUUUAACACUAACCGACCGCUUUUCCCUCGUUCUCGUUGAUGCGCCAUAUUUCAGACACCUUUUGAAAUCGAACGAGUGCGAAAGACGUUUCUUCUGUUACUUUAAAAUGAUAGCAGCCUGCAUAUAUGAGUAUACAUUGGUUUUCAUUUACCUCUUCCAGAAAGGAAUGCCAAUUUAUAUCGUGUGGGCAUAUCAUCCUAUGAGCGACGAGCUUAAACACCAUGGCAAUGACUAUAGAGGGGUUUACAGCGUCACACUCAUCCCAGCUAUCGCUCCAACGCCGACAAUAAUGAUGGCGACUGCCUCUAUGCCAGUCAUGCCUCCGCAACCGAGCUUUCUGAAUCUCCAAAAUGGAAAUUAUAAAGUUUCCUGGAUUUACAAUAGUAGCAUGGACACGUUACACUUUACGAUAGAAGUGAGAGCCACGGGAUGGAUUGCGUUUGGAUUUUCAACAAAAUUUCCUAUGGGUAUGAUGGGAUACGAUGUGGCCAUUGGAACAGUUAAGAACGGAGUGGGAACCUUGGAGGUUUGUUGGCAGUAGAAAAUGAAGAGUUAUUUAGUUAAGUACAGAAAUUGUCAAACAACAGCUCUAAUUGAUUUUCAUAAUGAAAAUCAAAGACCCUCAUGGAAAGGAAGGAAGGUAUACCCUUACCGCAUCCGAUCUGCUGUGUUGCCUCAGUUCAGUCACUUCUCGCUCUUUUAUAUAUCCAUCUAAUCGUCUACCUUUUUUCCAGGAUUAUAAAACAAACGGUCUAAGAAAACCUGACAUGGAUGCUAAACAAGACUGGAAGUUGACUUACUCUAGUGAAAAUGAUGGUAUAACAAAGUUCCAAUUUUAUCGCAAGCUUAACACCAACGACGAAAUGGAUGUUGUUAUCCAGGUAAUCAGUGGUAUCCUCCUAAUCCACCAAAAGCAAAAGUUAGCUUUCCACCACUACGAUGUUAAAUAUUUUGUAACCUAUUAAGAGUUCCCAUAUGCUAGCUUCAUCAAAAUUCAAUUCCUCUCGCAAUUUUUCGUUUGUUACAGAAAGGAAUGCCAAUUUACAUUGUGUGGGCAUAUUCUGCAACUUCUGAUACGCUUGUAGAGCACAGUAGCAAAGGUUAUCAUAAUGAACGAGUGACACUUGUACCAGCUGAUAUGACUCUGAUGACACCGACCCCGACAACAGGUAUAACUUUCCUUCAUCGCUCGCCACUAACAAAUGAAUCAUAAUAAGUCAUAAUUUAAGAACAGAGAGGAUUACGAAAUUAGACUCUCUCUCCACAAAGGCCUCAAUAAUACGAACGUACCCAUAGCAAUUUAAUAAUCGUGAUGACGAUGAUAACAUUGAUAAUAUCUCAAGAGACAGAGACUUUAAUUCCACAAGAUCAUUUUUUCUCGCCAUCUUCAAAUCCUUUGAUUUUUAUCAUGAAAACCUUCAGGGGCGUAUUUCAGUUUAGUUUCGUAAAGCUAAAACCUACCUGAUCACAAACGCCUGUCAAAACAAAGCAACAUACCACAAGGAGGCAAUAAGGACUUCAGGUAAAAAACAAGCAUUCUACGUCUAGUACAUGAGAAAGCGAGUGCCCAUGUUGCACAUCUGUGUGGUUUAAGCGUGGAAGAUAACUGAUAAUAACGAGUAAAUAGGAAUUGUAUGCGCUCUAUUUGUGGGUGAGAAAUCUGGUAGAACUAGAUUUAAAGAAGUGAUUAUCAACCUAAGUAACAUUAAAUUUACUCGUGCACUCGUUUCAGCUGGCAUGACUUCGACGACACCAACCCUGACCAAAAGUAUAGUUUUCAUAACAUUGCGUUCAUAAUUUAAGGAUCAAUAAGAGGUCAAGAAAAAAGACUCUAUAAGUAAAGGCUUUUUUUCUAAGGUUCUGCCAUUCAAACUGAAUAUAGGAAAAAUUGUGAAAAGACAGACAGACAGACGGCAGAACUAAUCUACGGGAGAGGAACGAAAUAUGAAGGAGGAGGUAGAUGUACUAUCCAAAUUAUUUAAUACUAAAUCGUGAUUUCAACAUAUUUUCGUAGGGAAAGGCCAGUUCAGUCAUUCCUUCGACAAUGGUAAUUUUCUUAUGCGGUGGACAUUUGACGAUCAAAAUAACAAGUUAACUUUUCAUGUGAAAGUUAAAACCACUGGCUGGGUAGGAUUUGGUUUUGCCAGGGUCGCACCAACUCAGAUGAGAAAUUAUGACGUAGUCGUUGGCGGAUAUGACAACGUCGGAUAUUUAAUGGUAAGUCUCCGAGAAAUUUGUUAUGAAACUUGACUUGCCGGCCCCUUACUACUAAAGCUUAUCUUGGUUUCAGCUGCAUGGAAAAAAUUAACAGCUAUUCUCAUGAGAGGGAAUGAAUUUUUAUGGCAGAUAGCCGUAGCGAAGAAGUUUGAAAGUUUGCUGCCACCCAUUAAUACUUCCGGGACUUUGUCAGGGUACAAUUUCUCACACAUGAACACCACUCAUUGAAUUAACUAAAGCUCGAACUAAAAUCUCUCGAUCCGGAUCUCCCCCACCUCACCCCACCCCACCCCACCCCACCCCACCCCACCCCCCUUGCCAUCGCAACUUAGUCCUCAGUCCCCGGAUGCCUGGCGAGUCAGAAUUACUCAGCUGUGUUUUUAUAUGCUUUAUCAUGGCUAAUUUACUGGAACGAUUGCCGCGUGUAACUGACUGCUGUACUGCGUUUCCUUGCACCAUAUUUUAACACAGAGGUACCCUCUCCACGUACCCUGCACAGAAAAAUUCAACUGUUAUACCUACCAGCAGUAAAACACCACAUUCCUAAAUCUUCUUGUAAUGAAAAAUUUAGACGAGAAAAAAGCAAUUGGACAAAAGAUCUCCAGUAUGAAAGAUCAUGAUCAGGCAAAAGUGAUCACAAUAUUAUUUAUAAAAAAAGUCAGCGGUAAGGGCGCCAGUACCAGUACCAUAAGAUUUAUCGAGAAAAACCAAGAGUCUUACAAAAAUGUAAAUAUUGCAUAACGAUAACAAAAUCUUACUUUUGUGUUGUGGUAGUGUAGGAACAGGGCCACGUGGAAAGGAUCAGAUACAAGUAAAAGGGAAAUUAUUCUUACUAUGCAUAUUUCAUGAACUGUAAUCUAUAAGACAACGGGUGCUGAUGGGAAACCAACCGUCCUCUUUAUGCCAUCUUUAUUACCGAUUUCUUUUACACUAAUUUUCCUCAUUCUCUAUAAUCAGGACUAUUACACUCAAGGACGAGCUCAACCCCAACCUGAAAGCAAAAACGACUAUACGUUAUUGUCUGCAUCAGAAGUAGCUGGAUACACUGAGCUAAUGUUUGAGAGACUAACUGAUACGAAUGAUGACCAAGAUAUACAGUUCGUGGUAAGUGUUUGUAUUCACUUAUCCUAAAAGCCCCUCUUCACUAAUCUCGCAACCAGAUCCUACCGUAUAACUGUAAUUGAAAUGUAGGGACCUUACAACCGCUUAGCCGUGGAGGGUCUGGGUACGAGACUUCCCCUUCCUCCCUCCCUCCCUCCACACAGUAAGCCCUGUGUCUGCGCGGCUAAUUGCUCUGAGGCGUUGGGAAAAAAAAAGUUGAGUUUUCCGUUUUGUUUUCAUUCAAGACUAGGAAACAACUUUCAGCUAAAGAAACAAAAUAAACUGGUUAAGGAGCCAGAGCCUGCUUCUGUAUUCUUUAAAUUUUGUUUAUAAGAUAUGGCUUUGGGCCCGUUUAUUUACCGCGACUUUCGAGAAACGGGCUCCAGUCUCAAAAAAAUGAGCUGGUGUAGAAAUUGGUGUGAUUUGGUAUGGAAUAGGAUUAGGAUAAAAUAGGUUUUUUGGGAUCAUUUCUGGUUAUCUGUUUAUUGUUUAAUCUGUCAAUAUUUUCUCUUUUAAUCACAGCCUGGUGGUGCAGUACAUAUCAUUUGGGCCUAUGGCACUGAGGAUGUCACAAGCGCUGACAGCUUUAAUGUCCAUUCUUCAAAAGGCUACUCUUCGUACCAACUUGUCAUCAUUCCGACAGCCCCAAUCCCUACUCAGCCGGGAGCUGCCUCUUCAUUGCAUUCCUUCAUUUAUGUGAUUGUUUCUUUAGCAGCAAUAUUGUUCAAUGUUGUAACAAUAUAAUCCAGAGAACUGGAAGAAAAAGUCCAUUUUAGACCGCAGUUCUUCGUAAUUAGCAUGAAGCUGCUUGAAAUUCAAGUCUUUUCAGAGUGGUUUUAGUGUUGAUCAGCACGAUUUGCAGUUUAAGAUUGAAGAACUCCUUUUUUUUUAACUAAGCGAACUGCAUGAAACCAUUGAAACAUUUUGAUAAACAUUUUGGCGUAAAACAUAAGACUCAAAAUUAGGAGUCCUUAGAGAUAAGAUUUCAUAAUAGUAGCGAAAGUCCGACAAGCUUUCAAUGGGAAAAAGCUUCUUCGGAUUUCUAAACAUUGUUUUUAAGGCAACGGCAUGUUUCCGUUUUAUAAUAAAAAAAAAUUGUUUCAAAACUAAUUUGGACCAAGUUGUCAUAUUUAAAAAGGAAGCCAUUCAUAGCUGUGUGAGGGG